CCCAUUCGUACAAACUCUUUGGCAUCAUCGCAAAAGUCACGUCCCUUGCCGAAAUCUACAAGGCGUUUGCAAGGAGAUUGCACCCCGUGGAGAGAAGCAGGUCCUAUUUCCGCCGCCCGGAAUCCAACUUCUCCUCCGUCAAUGACGCCUAUGGGGUAAUCAUAAUUCGUGAUAGUAAUUCGCAUUCCAUUCGUUUCAAGAUGAAUUUCCCACCGUUUGAAUUCUUCAGGCUUCUCGUGCUCGAAGGAGGGAAGGGGAUUCCACACCGGAUUCGGACAAGAAAACACAGGAAAGGAGGAUGAAGAAAGAUGCGGCAGAAGAAGAAGAAGAAGAAGAAUUUGUGAUUUCAAGUCCCAAGUUGUUGUCUAGGACCACAAGCCGGAUCGCCCCGAAAUUGUCUAAAAGCUCCAGCGGAGGGAGUAGGGGCGGCACGCCUAUACCUGCAGAUUUGUAUGCACAUGUGCAAAGGUCAGCCUCAGUUUCCAGCACCACAACCCCACCAUCUUUACUCUCCAAAACAAUGAGCCAAGCUAGGAGAAAGCCACCGCCAUUGGAGAAGAAGCUGAAAUGCACGCUUGAGGAGUUGUGCUAUGGAUGUACCAAAGAGGUCAAGAUUACAAGAGAGAUCAAUUCAAACUCCGGGCUAAUUCUUCAAGAAGAGGAGUACGUAACAAUCAAGGUGAAGCCGGGAUGGAGAAGAGGAACGAAGAUUACAUUUGAAAGAAAGGGAGAUGAGAGGAUGGGGACCCACCCAGAAGAUAUCAUCUUUGUGAUUGAGGAGAAGAAACACCCGGUGUUCAAGAGGGAAGGAGAUGAUUUGGAGAUAGGAGUUCAAAUCUCCUUAGCCCAAGCCCUCACGGGAUGCACUAUUGAGGUACCCACAUUAGGAGGAGAGGAGAAGAUGGUUGUCAACUUGGACAACGAGAUCAUUUAUCCGGGGUUUGAGAAAACCAUCCCUGGACAAGGAAUGCCUAAAUACAAGGAGGGUCAAGCAGGCCGUCAAAGAGGAGACCUUAGGCUCAAAUUUCUCAUUGCUUUUCCCACAGAUUUGAGUGAAGAGCAACGAUCACAAGUUGCCAGUAUACUGAAAGAAUGUUUUUAAGUUGGUGUUCAAAGUUUUGUUGCCGUAUUAUUGGUCUGUUCGGAUUUGUCUCCCUCCUAAUAAUACUAGGUGCAGGCU
Messenger RNA from Cuscuta campestris, 1180 nucleotides. The record is from the annotation of a GenBank genome assembly. NCBI's taxonomy places the organism in Eukaryota, Viridiplantae, Streptophyta, Magnoliopsida, Solanales, Convolvulaceae.